AUGCAGCCUUCACUGUCGGCCAACCUUGGCUCUUCUGCAGCCUCCUCAUCAUCCCGCACAUUACCAGGCGCAACACCAUCCACUCUCCCCUCAGACCCGUCCGAAAUCUCCGAAACAGCCCAAGCCCUCCUCCAAGCUCACUAUGACCGACUCAAGAACUCCUCCUCCUCCUCCUCCUCUACCACCUCCACCAACUCACAGUCUCUACUCGCUAGACUGGAACGAGCUGCCUCAAACAUCGAUCGGAUUUGUCUUCAACUCGACAACUUCUCAGUCUCUCACCAACUCCAUGCGGGAAAGUCUACAGCAGAAGAAGCAACACGAACUUUGCAGCCUCUUGGUCCGCUAGCUUUUUGGCCUGCUAGGGUGGUGUUUAGUGGUGAUGCUAGCGAGGGGAAGCUUUGGGUGAGGCAGAGUAAUGAUGAUGGGUUGUCGUUGGAAAAUCAGUUGAAGGUUGAGGAUGAAGGUCUGCCGAUGUUGACGAAGAGUCCGAAAGCGAAGGAGGGCGAGGGGUUGAGGGUGCAAGUGAAGUUGGUGGAGCCGAGUCGGACGGUGGAAGUGAAGUAUGUUAGGAUGACGUAUAAGGAUGCCCAGAUGCAGUUGCAGAGUAGGAGGGCGAAGCUUUUGGCUGCUGCCCGGGAGCUGCGUGAGAAGUUGGGAAAGGAUGCAGUGAAGAGUGUUAGUACUGAGGGAACAGCGGCGGCGGCGAAAGACAUGCAUUUGCUAAACGAGGAUAAUCAGGCAUUGAACGAGGAAGGUCUGCCAUUCUACGAGCCAGUGGAGGAGAUAUCGGAAGAGGAAGCAACGAGGCAGAAUAAGGCGUAUAUGCAGCCAUUUGUGCGAUCAGAGGCGGCGGAUAAGAACCAGCGGAAACGAUGGUUAGAGGACACAUUGACUAAGUUGGAAGAGGAAGAACAGAAUGAGGAAUCGGACGCGGAAGAGGGGGUUGAGGAGAUGCCUUCUGCUUCUUCUUCCUCAACUCCGACUCUGCCGGAAGCUGAGCCCUCUGUAGAGGACGAGACUCGUGUUGUCCUGCGUACACGCACGCCCAGUCCACCACCAUCGCCAGAGGAUGUACUCAAGACCAAAGCCCUGCCGGAGAUCGUAUCUGCAACUAGACCGCCGCCGCCCAAGUCGGCGCUAAAGACUAGUGCAGCACGGCCUGACAUUGUUCAGCGACCGUCUUUCGGGUCUUCGGGCAUCCGUCAUGGGUUCUUGAAUCUGAAUCCGUCCAGUCCAGGUGCCAUCAAGAGCUCUUAUUCGUGGGAAGACCUGGAGAAGGAAGAAAAGCCCAAGUCUGCGGAACCGGGACGACCUUCAAAAAGUCAUACUCCUACACCGCUGAGUCGGGUUAGCAGCACUGCUGAAUCUUCACUACUCAGUCGGAUUACAGAUGCGAACUCGAGCCCGGUGACAAGUGGAACAAGCACACCUACGAAGAAGAGUGUCCGGAUUAAGAGUCCCGAACGCGCCCAUCCGCAAGUUGCGGCCGGGUCCGGGCUCACACCACUGCAGCGUGCGUUACGGUCGAGUAUUCGGGUCAAGGAGAAUUACAACGAGCCUUCCGCCUCGCAGCAGCAGCAGCCGAACGGGACAGUGUCAGCGCUGGAAAGAACAGACUCAGGUUCAGGUACGGCAGAGAAGCGACACAAAGACGAUGUAGGCGUGGAAGAGGAAGCUGAACGCAUUGUCAAGUUGCUUGGUCCGGAUGUUGUGGAAGGGCAUCCAAGUGCGCCGCCGUCGGACGUGCUGAAAAAGAUGCAAGAAGCUCAUGAGGAGGACAAACGGCUUUCUACACCGGAAGCUGCCGCUGCCAGGGCGAAAAGGGAAGAAGAGGACAGGGAGAGGGAAAGGUUGGAGAGGCUAGCUGAGAAGCCGGCUUUGGGGCAUAGUGUGAUGGAACGACCUCGAAGUAGUGCCGAGAAGGGGAAGGGGAAGGAAGUUGCGGAUCAGGUCAAGUCUAAUCAGGCCAAGUUCAGUGCUUUCAAAGCUGGCUUCCUCAACCAGAAACCGGCGAUGGCGAAGAAGGAGACCAGAUUCGUGCCAAACAUGCAGGUGCCGAGGAAAGCAGCGGGAGCUGCAGCUGCUCCGCCGACACAGUCUUUGGGCAUGUCAGCGUUAGAUAGAGCUUCGUUAGGGGAUGACAAAUUGAGUCGGCGCAGGGAGGAGAUGGGAUUGCCUGCUGCUGUGCCUCAUGCCAGACCGAGUAAGUCUUAUGCUGAGAAGAUGGCGGCUAGGCAGCAAGGUCAGACACCCACCUCCGCUGAUCCAGAGGAUGUGGCCGAGAAGGGGUCAGUAAAGUUAGCUAGACCUGUAGAGGGAGACGAUGUGCCUCGGCCUGGUCGUGUUCGUUUUGGUCCUCCUGCUGGAUCUUCCCAUGCAGACGAAGAAGAGGAGCAGGAUGAAGGAAUGGAGAUCAACCCCUCAGCAGAACUAGAUAACCACAACCCAGAAGAAGGCGAGCUGGACGAAGAACAAGAAGAACCAAAGAUCGAAGGUGAAGGUGCCGACACGGAUGGAGAGGAUGCGUACUUUGACGAGUACCUUUCGGGGCGGUCUCGUAAAUCUGCUGCUGCGAAAGAGAGUCGUGGAUUGGAUGAUGAGCAUGAUAAUGACGAAGCUGAUGACUUCGACGAUGAUGAGGAUGAAGAUUGGGAUGUCGACGAAGAUGAUUUUGAUUUUGAUGAGGAUGAAGAUGAUGAUUUCGAUUAUGAUCCGGAAGAUCUCAUGGCGCUAGCACCGAGGAUGGGCGAUGUGGAAGGAUUGGCCAGGAACCCAGAGUUGAUGAGGGAGUAUGAGGAGGCAAAGGCGAAGCUUGCCGCAAUGGGAUUGGCGAUGCGUGCAGGUGCGGGUGGAAGUGAUGAUUUGAGGGCGCAGAUGGUGAAUGCUGCCCGCUCAACAGGUGGAGAAGGGGAGGAAGAAGAAGGAGAGGAAGAAGAAGGAGAGGAAAAAGAAGGAGAGGAAAAAGAAGGAGAGGAAGAUGAUUACCAGAUGGACUUGGUCCCUCUCGACGCAGCCAUGGAGGAUCCGGAGUAUCAAGGCAACACCACCACCUCAGCCGGGUCAGGCUCUCGGAUUUCACGCUUCAAGGCUUCACUCAGACAGCAGGCUAUGGCUCCCACCCCACGCGGCGGCGACUCUUUGAAGUUAGAAGAAAUGCUCUCUUCAGCAAAGAAUCUCGGCGCGUCAAAUAGCGCUGCUUUCAGCAUGGACGGCAUGGGUUCCUCGGCUCAAGAGGAGGGUGGUGGAGGAACACCAAUGAUGAUCAUUCCUCAACUAGCUCCUGUUCGCUUCCCCAAGCAUGGGGACUUGGUGGAAGGCAAGACGUCAGGACCUGUAGAUUUGGACGGAGCGGAAAGCGAUGAAGAUGAUGAAAAGGCGGAAAUGGUCAUGAGGAGCCGGCUGGAGCGACUACAAUGGAAACGAGAGCAUCCGGAAGAUGCGACUAGGUUGAACGAGAGCAAGAAGGCUAAGGAGAUGGUGGAACAGGGAGUUGCGCCGCCGCCUGUUGUGCCGAGGAGACAGGAGAUCAAGAAGGCGCUCAGCGGGGAAGGUGGUACUGCAGUAGAAGGCAGGGAGGAGGCAGAAGAUGCCCCCAAGCCGAAGAAAGUGAGCCGAUUCAAGGCUGCCCGUAUGGGUCAGUAA
Molecule: messenger RNA, 3645 nt
Organism: Ustilago hordei
Lineage: Eukaryota; Fungi; Basidiomycota; Ustilaginomycetes; Ustilaginales; Ustilaginaceae
Exons: 1
Coding region: 1-3645 (1214 amino acids)
Source: RefSeq, a predicted model, not a curated record